Cuscuta europaea is the source of this 7861-nucleotide messenger RNA. The record is from the annotation of a GenBank genome assembly. Lineage: Eukaryota; Viridiplantae; Streptophyta; Magnoliopsida; Solanales; Convolvulaceae.
CCUUGACUUGUUGGCAAGUAAGGCACCGACUCACGUACUCUGCGAUGUCCCUCUUCAUACCCGACCACCAGUAACCUUCCUUCAAGUCUCGGUACAUUUUAGUACCUUCUGGAUGCAUGGCAUACGCUGAAGAAUGAGCCUCCUCCAGUAUAGACUUUUGGAGCUCCUCAUUAUUUGGUAUGCAUACACGUUCUUUAAACAGUAAAAGACCGUCUUCACGUAUCCGAAAGUUCUCAACGGGCCCCUCAAGGAUCCGUUCACGGAUCUUCUAUUGAAUAAUAAUUUAUUUUGUAUCAAGUUUGUCAAGAGUCUUGUAUUAGUAUAGCCUUUAUUGCUCCUUUAUGUAUUUAUUAUUGUAUUUAUUAGAGUAGUAAAGGGUAUGGGGCCAAAGUGUCAGGCCCAUAAAUUAGGCUGAAAGCCUUUACGCAAACCUUAACUUGCGCAUAUAAAAAGGCGCAUAAGGUUUAGGUUUGCGUUAACUUUUGCAUUCGAUCUUUACAGCCUCAGAGCUUAUCAUUCUUAGUGUAGAAGUUCAUGGUAUAUCAAAGACGAGUUUAAGGAUCUUCUGCGUAUAUCUUUCUGCUAUUCUUAUCUUUGAGUAUCGUUAUAUUGCUGUAAUCAUAUAAACAGGGACAAACAAUUGGUAUCAGAGCCGAUCGAGGCCGAUCAAACGUUCAUCAUCGAAAGACUGCUGUUUUCUUGUUCAUCUGUAGUUUUUCGAGUUUAGCUAUUGUAAUCUUGUUUUUGAUCAAAUACCUGUAAAAGUUAUACUGUUAGAUUCGCAAUCUCUUAACUAUCAAGCAGUAUACCUUAGAUUCUGCUUUGCGCAAAAUUUCCUUUUUGAGGAACUCGACAUUGAGAACUCGAGACUACAUGCUCUACAAGUUCCACUCAGCUUUUUGAUCUGAAAUUUUCACAGGAGGAACUCGACAUCCAGAAGUACAGGAAAUAAUUUUCAGAUCUUGAAAACUCGAAACUUUCUAUUUGCAGGAACUCGCAAUUCAGGGUUUUGAACUCCUAAACUCGUAGUUGGACUUUCGAAUUUAGAACUCGCAUUGUAUAAACUCUCAACAUCAAAACUCGCAAGUUUUUACUCGAGUUUUGAAGUUGUGAGUUUCACAUCUCGAGUUUUGAAAACUCGAAACUCUAAACUCGAGAAUCUAGUCUCGAGUUCUCUUCUUGAAAUCUUAAAACUCGAGUUUAGCAUUUCAACACUCAGGAACUCGAGGUUCUGCCUUAGAAUUUUUUUCUGAUCAAAUCUCGAACGGUCAGUUUAUAACAGCAAUGGCAACAGACUCUUCAGCACUUGGUAACAACAGCAAUCCCCCAGUACUGAGAAACGGGGAAUAUUAGAUGUGGAAUACUCGAUUUCUCAACUUUCUUGAGAAUAGGGAUAACUCUUCUGCACUGCUGGAAUCCCUCUCUCAAGGCCCUGUAGUAUUGUGGAUAACUAUCCCGGGGAAUGAGAACAUUAAUCCACCAAUUGAACAAGUCAGACGGAUUAAAACACCCACUGAAUACACAACAGAGGACAGAGAGAGAUUGAAGGCUGAUCUCAUUGUCAAAACAUACCUGCUACAAGCCAUUCCAAAUGAUAUCUACGUUAUGAUUGAUAGUAUGCAGACUGCGAAGGAAAUGUGGGAUGAAGUCGCAAAGCUGCGGAAGGGAACUUCCAUUGGACUAAAGACAAAAAGGCCAAUACUCUGACGACUAUGACUCUUUUAAAGCCUUACCAGGCGAAUCACUCAUUUCCACCCACAAAAGGUUCAUGACACUGAUCAACGAACUGAGAAAGAUCAAUAUAUUCAAAUCCAACAUGGAAAUGAAUAUCAGAUUCAUGUCAAACCUGAAACCUGAGUGGAGGAAAACUGUCAAAGAUGUAAGAAAAAGUCUGGACCUUGAUGAAGUGGAUCUCUGCACACUGCGAGACCAUCUGAGAACCUUUGAGAACGAUGUUGCAAAACUAGAAGGACAUUACUCAACUGAUCCAUUAGCACUUGUUAUGGAAGCUCAGCCACAGAGGCCCACGAAGGUCCAGAAGAAGAAGAAAAAGGUUGUGAUUGAGUCAAAAGAAGAAGAAAGUGAAGAUGAGAUAGACUUCGAGCAUGAAAUGGCGGAGCUGCAGAAGAAGAUGGCACUCCUAACCAAGAAGUGGGGGAAGAAGAACGGCUCCUCAAAUAAGCUGAGAACCUCCUCCUCUAACUAUAAACAGAAGACCCCUGAUCAAAGCAGUUCUGGCAAGGCAGCUGCAGCUGAUGAUUCUCUAGAAUGCUAUAACUGUGCAAAGUCAGGACAUCUUCAGAAGGACUGUCGUCUUCCAAAGAGAAAGGAUGUUAACUUCUAUAGACAGAAAAUAAUCUGGAACAAGCAGAAGUUGUUGCUGGCCAAAAAGGAAGAGGAGAAUGCAGCACUGCUUGCUGAGAAUGAACAUUGGAAUGAGGACUCAUCUGACGAAGAAGAAGAAGAAGAGGAUAACUAUGCAUUGAUGGCAUUGUUGGAGGGUGAAGAAGAAGAAGAAAAGGGUGAUGUUGCGAUCCGCGAAAGUGAAAGCUCGAAUAGCACGGACAAGAAGUGAACAAGAGAUGGAAGAAGAAGGAAGAGUGGAGGCUGAAAAGAAAAGAAACUGCUGAAAGAAAGAAGAAAUUUUUCGAAGAAAAGAAGUCCAGCUCUUGUUCCAGCUCUCUUUUUUAUUCUAAGAAAAAAUGUAAUUCUUGUUCAGUCAAACAUUCUUUCAGUAAUUCAGCUUUGAGUCCUAAGCUGAAAAAUUAUGUGUUGUCUUUUGAACAAUCUGCUUCUUAUAAUUCAACUGAUGCUUAUGGCUAUUCUGUUCCUGACCCCCAUAACUAUGAAUGUGAUUCGAAUGUUGUUAAGGUGCAACCUCGGAGAGAGGUUAAACAAAGAAAAGAAAACAAGAGUAGAACAUUUGAGGGACUUUUCUGUCUUCCAAAUCUAAAAUAUCCCCUCAAAGUUCACUCUGAGAAACACGUUACCAGACUCUCGAAAGAGAAGAUUUUUAAGUCUCAACUCACCAAACAACCAUUCAAUCACAAGGCUAAUGUCUACACUUCUCCCAACACCAAGCAAAAGUGGGUCCCCAAAAAUGGACCUACUAAAACUGAAACUGCAAAGUGGGUUCCCAAGAACGGACCUACUAAAACUGAAACUGCAAGGUGGGUCCCCAAGAACGGACCUACUAAACCUGAAACUGCUAGAUGGGUCCCCAAAAACGCACUCACUAAAACUGAAACUGAAAAGUGGAUUCCCAAGGUCAGACCUUAUGCAAAAUCAGAACUGGCUAUUACAGAGCCCACAAAAGAUAAAUCUUUUGGUGAGAAAGCUGCUGACUUUGGAUCACAGCUAAAAGCGAAAUUCAAAAAGGUGUUCACUGUUGAUAAGGAAGGACCCAUUCCAAGAUGGGGACCUAAAUCUGCUUAACUGUUUUGCAGGGCGGUCAUGUGUGGCACUUAGAUUCUGGAUGCUCAACCCACAUGACCGGAAUCAAACACCUGUUGAGCAACUUCACCAACUACUAUGGAGGAAAUGUCAGGUUCGGCAAUGACGCCUCAUCUCCAAUCCUUGGGUAUGGGGACGUCAUCUGUGCCAGCGUAACCAUAAAGGCUGUCUUUUAUGUCAAAGGGCUCAAACAUAACUUACUGAGCAUAGGACAAUUUUGUGACAGUGGGAUGGAGGUGAGGUUCUUUGCCAAACAAUGUUGUGUGUUGGACAACUUUGGGAACUCAUUAUUAACGUGUAACAGGACAUCAAACCUGUACACAAUUGAUCUGAAAAGUGUACAAUCCACCACUUCCAUCUGUCUACUGUCCAGAGCUUCGACUGAACAGAACAGUCUAUGGCACCGACGCCUUUCCCACCUAAACUUCAAGAAUAUCUCCAUUUUGUCCUCAAAGAAACUUGUAAAGGGGCUUCCUCUGCUAAAGUCUUCCGCUGACAAUCAUUGUAGUGCCUGUAAACUAGGCAACAUGACAAGAAGCUCCCACAAGUCAAAACAUGUACCAUCAUCCACUCAUCUGCUGCAACUUCUUCACAUGGAUCUGUGUGGACUUGUUGACGACUUCUCACGGUACACAUGGACAAAAUUUCUUCGUACCAAAGAUGAAACUGCAGGAAUCAUUAUGACCUUUAUCAGAACUAUUCAGAAACUACUUCAGAAGAGUGUGAGGAUAACCCGAACAGACAAUGGCACUGAAUUCAAGAAUCAGGUUUUCACUGAGUUCUAUGAAUCUCAGGGUAUCACACAACAGUUCUUUGCAGCCAAGAAUCCACAACAAAAUGGGGUGGUUGAGAGGAAAAAUAGAAACACUUGUUGAAGCAGCACGCACCAUGCUGAUCCAGUCUAAGCUCUCUCACUUCAUGUGGGCUGAAGCCAUCAAUACAGCGUGCUUCACACAAAACAGAACGUCCAUUCAUAAACGCUUCGACAAGACCCCCUAUGGGAUCCUCUUCAACAGAACCCCAGAUAUCUCCUUCUUUAAAGUAUUUGGCUGCAAGUGCUUUGUCCUGAAUGCUAGAGACAAAAGGAGCAAACUCGAUCCAAAAGCUCGGGAAGGGGUGUUCAUUGGCCACUCUACACAGUCAAAGGCAUACAGAAUCUAUUUGAGAGAUCGAUGAACUAUCAUAGAGAGUGUGAAUGUAACAUUCUAUGAAAUGGCAGACUUCGCUUCUGAGCACUUCUUGGCAGACCCUUCCUCUUCUGAACCGCAACAACCCUCUGAUGAAGCCAUUCCUCAAACUUCAUCUGACUGUGUGAUUCUAGAUUCACUGUUCAAACAAUUUUAUGAGAAUCCACGUCCCGUAACUCCAAUACCUUCACCACAACCUAGUCCUACCCCACUGAUCCCACUUCUACCCAGUCCAGAAGACGUACCAUCUACGCCUUCCACUCCUCAAUCCAAUCCAGAAGAAGUUGAAGAUCACGAGUUUGAUACAACUCCAAAAUCAUCUCCUCUACACAACACUACUGCUCAAGAGCACACUAUUCCAUAUGAGGACUCGGAUCAACCAAUCAUAACUCCAAUUCCUAUGGCUCAUGAAAGGAAAUGGACGAAGGCACAUCCUGUUGAACAGAUAAUCAGUGAUUCGAGUCAAGGUGUCCGCACAAGAUCUGCUACAAUGAAUGAAUGCCAGUUUGCUUGCUUUCUAAGCCAGAAUGAACCAUCCAAAGUCUCUAAAGCACUCACUGAUCCAGAUUGGGUGAUUGUUACGCAAGAUGAGCUCAAUCAAUUUGAGAGACUACAAGUUUGGACACUCGUGCCAAGCCAUCUCAGAAAUCUAUCAUAGGCACCAAAUGGGUGUUCAAGAACAAGAAAGACGAAGAAGGAAUCAUCGUGCGAAACAAAGCUAGAUUGGUCGCAAAAGGGUACAAUCAACAGGAGGACAUAUACUAUGAUGAAACAUUUGCACCCGUAGCAAGAAUUGAAGCAAUCCGCCUCUUUCUUGCAUAUGCGGCUCACAAGAACGUCACCGUCUUUCAAAUGGACGUGAAGACUACCUUUCUCAAUGGAGUUUUAGAGGAAGAUGUCUACGUUUCUCAGCCCGAAGGAUUUGUAGAUCCCAAUUACCCUGACCACGUGUACAAACUGAACAAGACCCUCUACAGACUGAAACAAGCUCCAAGAGCCUAGUACGAUGCCUUGACAGAGUUUCUGGUUGAUUCAGGUUUCUCUAAUGGAAAGAUUGAUACUACACUGUUCAUCAAGCGACAGAAGUCUGACAUUAUUCUGAUUCAGAUCUAUGUCGAUGACAUCAUCUUUGCCUCCUCAAAUCUGCGUAUGUGCAAGCACUUUGAGAAACUAAUGAAAACCAAGUUUGAAAUGAGCAUGAUGGGAGAGUUGAACUUCUUUCUAGGCCUGCAAGUCCGAAAGCUACAAGAUGGGAUUUUUAUCAAUCAGUCUAAAUACAUACUCGAUAUGUUGAAAAUAUUUCACAUCGGCGGCAAGUCAUCCAUGCCGACCCCUAUGUCCCCCAACAACAAACUGGACUCUGACCCCUCAGGGAAACCAGUAGAUCCCACCAACUACAGGGCAAUCAUUGGAUCUCUCCUCUAUCUCACGUCUAGCAGGCCUGAUAUUGUAUUUUCCACAUGCUUGUGCGCUCGAUUUCAAGCGAAUCCGAAGGAAUCACAUCUGACAGCAGUAAGAAGAAUCUUGAGAUACCUCAAAGGCACUGUGAACUUAGGCCUGUGGUACCCCAAGCAUUCAGGUUUUGACCUAGUCGGAUAUUCGGACGCAGAUUUUGCAGGUUGCACAAUGGAUAGAAGGAGUACCUCGGGAGGUGCCCAAUUCUUGGGUAAGAAGUUAGUCUGCUGGUCUUCCAAGAAGCAGAACUGUGUGUCAACAUCUACAGCCGAGGCAGAAUACGUCACAGCUGCUAGCUGUUGUUCACAAAUAUUAUGGAUGAAGACCCAGCUAAAAGACUACGGGUACACAUUCCGCCAUAUCCCGAUCUACAGUGAUUCACAGAGCGCCAUCGCCAUCACCAGCAACCCUGUUCACCACUCUCGCACCAAACACAUUGACUUGCGCUAUCAUUUCAUCAAGGACCAUGUGGAGAAAGGAGAUAUUGAUAUGUACUUUGUAAGCUCUGAUCUUCAACUGGCUGACUUGUUCACUAAGGCUCUGGAUGAAAAACGAUUCCAGUUCCUAGUCGCCAAGUUAGGCAUGUUGAACCUUGAGCAUGUGUAAUUUUAUCUCCACUGGUCUGUACAAGGGUGUGUGUGGGACUUGUAAAAAGUGUGUGUGUGUGUGUGUGUGUGUGUGUGUGUGCGCGUGAGUUGCAUGUGUCAAGGGGGAGAAAAAGCGUAAAAUACAAAAAGAGUGUGUGUGAGUUGCAUCUGUACAAAGUGAGUGUUGCAUGUGUUGAGGGGGAGAAAACCCCGAAAAGAACAAAAACAGUGUGCGUGAGUUGCAUCUGUACAAAGUGUGAGUUGCAUGUGUCAAGGGGGAGAAAAAGCGUAAAAAAAGAAAAAAGAACAAAAACAGUGUGCGUGAGUUGCAUCUGUACAAAGUGUGAGUUGCAUACAUCAAGGGGGAGAAAAAGGGUAAAAUUACAAAAAUAGCAUGUGUUGCAUGUGUGAGUUUUUUUAUUUCUUCCUUGCAUCUUCUGAGGGGGGAGUUCUGCUCUGUUACAUUUUUCUUUGGGCAUAAAAUAAUCUUCAUAUCAAAAUGAGCCCAACACUCCUCUUUGGGCUCGAAAUAUUUUCUCGCACGGCCCAUACCUUCUGUUCUUCACAUAUAAAAACGAGAUCUUGACCCAUCUUCUUCAUUGUUCUCGCACUCUCGGAAUCUCAACGUCGGGCAUCCACUAUGUUUUAGUCUCUCUCAUCUCGAAAUCUCUUCAUUUUCCCCUAUCGAUCGAAAACAGAAGGUAGUUCACAGGGUUUCGAUCGUUUGAACUGAUGAACUCGAAAAGUUUUGAAAACGAUCAAUCUCCAAAAGUGUUUAAGGGGUUUCGAUUCGUGUUAUAUACUUCCUCUGUUCCAUAAAAGUUGUAACAUUGGAAUUUCUACACUAUUCACACACCUUACUUUGACUACGAUUUUCUAAUAAUAAAUAUAAGAAAAAUAUUAUGUAUAAAAUAUUAAUAAAUUUGCAUUAACGUAAAUUUCCAAUAUAUUAACUUUUUUAAUGUUUACUAAUACAUAAAUGAAUAUAAUUACAGUCAAAGUUGCACGUUGGCAAACGUGAAAGUCAAACUGUUGCAACUUUUAUGGAACGGAGGAUAGUAUAUGUUUUGAUAUUUUUGCAGGUGGAAAUCUUCGUCGUUUGUUGGGGCGACCUCGAGAUUAAGCUUCUCGUUGUCUAAACCAUGUUUCAGAAUCCAUCGUUUUCAAUUCGAGGCCAGA